AUGUGCACCUUUCUACCCGCUCCCGCUUCAGCCCCUGCCUUUUUUACGCUCGAGGGCCGUUCCGGUCAUUAUACUAUUAUUACCAAGUCGCAAUUCGUGUCGGUUUUUCGAUCGCGUCUUCAACGUCUUGGGGUUUCUGACUGUUCUAAGUUUAGGGGCCAUUCCUUCCGUAGAGGGGGAGCUACGUGGGCCUUUCGUUCUGGUGUUCCAGGCGAACUUAUUCAGGUUUAUGGUGAUUGGGCGUCUGACGCCUACAAAGUUUACCUUGAGUUUUCCGAGGAUGCUAAGCUGCGCGUCGCGCGGCGUAUGAUAAGUGCUUUCGAUGAAUAG
This is a messenger RNA of Porites evermanni, 330 nucleotides long. The record is from the annotation of a GenBank genome assembly. NCBI's taxonomy places the organism in Eukaryota, Metazoa, Cnidaria, Anthozoa, Scleractinia, Poritidae.